UCUUUAAGCUGUGUUAUUUAUGUGUUUGUGCAUGUGUGUGGGUGCACACCCCCACUGCUUGUGCGCGGAGGUGAGAGGACAGCUUGCGAUUCUCUGCCCUCUCCUGGACCGGAUGCACUGUGCAGCCGCGCUCAGGUCAUCAGCCUCGGUAGAAGGCCAACCAUCUCGCCUGCUUGCUGCCUUGUAAAACCAGGUAACAGUUACCAAGUGUUCUCUUAAAUUCUUUUUAAGAGAUUUGAAAUGUUUUGAUGAAAGUCUCUUGUGCCUAGACAAUUGCAGAUUUGCCUUUGCUGCCAAAGUAAAAUCUUCCUUUUAGCAUCUAAAUAAUUUCAAGAGCUGCUUUGCAGGUUUGACUGACAAAUGAGCUUGGAAGCUGUUUGAUCUUUCAGAAAUGGCUUCAGCCGCAGACACUGACACAAUGCCCUCUGCAGUUCCUGCAUUCCCCAGGACUCAUCCCGCAUGGACUUCCAAAGCACAUCGAGGGCCUCGGCUGCAAGGUCCCAACAGAACACCGAGAUUUUAUGCUGUUGUCAAAGAAUCAAGAGCCGUCGAUGGAAAGAGUCCACGAAAGAGGAAGACGAGCCACAGCACCAACCCGCCUCUAGAGUGUCACGUUGGGUGGGUGAUGGAUUCUCGGGACCAUGGGCCAAGACCACCCUCCGUCAGCAGUUCCAAUGCCUCGCCUUCGGAAGGUGCACGGCUCCCAGGAGGCCGCAGCUGUACGCCUCACUCGCUCCCAAAGUUCCAGCAUCCUUCUCACGAACUGCUGAAGGAAAACGGCUUUACCCAGCAAGUGUACCACAAGUAUCGCCGACGGUGUUUAAGCGAGAGAAAACGCUUAGGAAUUGGGCAGUCACAGGAAAUGAACACCCUCUUUCGUUUCUGGUCCUUCUUCCUCAGAGACCACUUCAACAGGAAAAUGUAUGAGGAAUUUCGACAACUUGCUCGGGAAGAUGCAAAAGAGAAUUACAGAUAUGGGUUAGAAUGUCUUUUCAGGUUUUAUAGUUAUGGACUGGAAAAAAAAUUCAGACAAGAAAUUUUUAAGGAUUUUCAAGAGGAGACCAAAAAAGACUACGAAUCUGGGCAGCUAUAUGGACUGGAAAAAUUUUGGGCCUAUUUGAAGUAUUCUCAAUCUAAGACACAGUCUGUCGACCCAAAACUUCAGGAAUACCUCUGUAGUUUUCAGAAGUUAGAAGACUUCCGUGUUGAUCCCUCCAUUAGUGAGGAAUUUGGAAGAAAAAGACAUUCAUCUACUCCUGGGGAGGAGAGUAAUCGCCACAGACUUCCGCUCUCCGCCACACCGCCACCACCUGCGGCUCAGCCUGCGUCUAGCGGCGACCUGCAGGAGAAACCUCUGGCUCCCAGGGACAACUCACCGUGACGGCGCUGCCUCCGCCUGGCCUCCGUGGGGGAAGUAGACCUCACGCAAAAGCCGCGUGUCCUUGAAAUCAGCAUUAGCAUCUCCUGAUGUCUAAUUGUGAUAA
Myodes glareolus (Bank vole) is the source of this 1484-nucleotide messenger RNA. RefSeq names its product la-related protein 1B-like. Gene Ontology annotation, molecular function: RNA cap binding. The record is from RefSeq and is a predicted model, not a curated record. Gene Ontology annotation, biological process: mRNA stabilization. Lineage: Eukaryota; Metazoa; Chordata; Mammalia; Rodentia; Cricetidae.